Messenger RNA from Larimichthys crocea (large yellow croaker), 2053 nucleotides. RefSeq names its product G protein-coupled receptor 141 (gene gpr141). Gene Ontology annotation, molecular function: G protein-coupled receptor activity; oxysterol binding. Gene Ontology annotation, biological process: G protein-coupled receptor signaling pathway. Lineage: Eukaryota; Metazoa; Chordata; Actinopteri; Sciaenidae. Gene Ontology annotation, cellular component: membrane. The record is from RefSeq and is a predicted model, not a curated record. Bases 340 to 1236 code for a protein of 298 amino acids. The transcript is spliced from 2 exons.
UGUUUCUGUCCAAGUGCAAACACACAAACAAACACACACAGAGUCACACACACUCUGUGUGUCACACACACAAUAUGCAAAACAGUUACGGAUAGCUGUCACGGACAAGGCACAGAACAUAAAAUUGGCACACAUUGGCACAUUUGCGCAGAAACUCACACACACACACACACACACAGACAGAGACAUUCUUUUGGCGGACACAGAGUUUUUCGUGCUCACUUGCGCAGCGUGCUUGCUCGAGAUAGUGUGAUGAGAUGUAAAGGACAUGCACAUCAUUCUCUAACUUAUUUUCACACAGAAAAGCACUCGGCAGUCAGUUCUUCAUAAGACCAAAAGAUGAAUGCCACAAUAUCCCACAGCACGCAACCCCCAGCCACGACACCACUGGAUCUUAAGUACAGACAACCUCUCCUGGUCAUCUACUCUGUGGUUCUUCUCACCGGUACCAUCAGCCUGAGCCUGAUGAUAUACAUCAUAAAGUCCAACAUGAAAUCCGUCACCUCGAUCGCUGUGCUCAACCUAAUCUUCACCCACUUCAUCUUCCUUCUCACUGUGCCUUUUAGGAUUUGCUAUUACAUCACUUUUAAGUGGAGCUUCAGCCUUGGGUGGUGUAAAACGGUAAGCAGCAUGAUCCACACCCACAUGUACAUGUCUUUCAUCUUCUAUGUGAUCAUCCUCAUUAUGCGCCUGAUGGCGUUCUACAACAAAGAUCAGUGGAUAGCAUGCUUCCAGAGGAUUCAUGCACUCCUUGUCAGUGCUGUGGUGUGGAUUGUGGUGCUUGUUUCGGUCCCUUUCGUAACAGCUUUUUCCUACGGCAAAGGAGGUAAUACAGGAGAGGAGAAAAAUAACACUCGUUGCUUCGAGUUUGGUAAACACAUAACGUUCAGCGCCACGGUGUUGAACUACAUCAUAAGCACAGUGAUCAUAGUGGUGGCCAUUGUACUGACUGCCCUCCAAGCCAAUGUCUUCAGGAUUUUAUACAAGAAGGAUCGCCAGGGAUGCACCUCUCACCAGCAGGAAUUUGGGGCUCAGUUCAAGAGUCUGUGUUUUGCCCUCAUUAUGGUCGUCUGUUUCAUUCCCUACCACAUGUUUCGCCUGUAUUACGUAAAUCAUAUACAAUCUUUGGAGGGGAUUAAUGAGGUUUUUCUGAGUCUGACCACUUUUAACUGCUUGGACAUGCUCACCUUCAUGGGAAGGAGAACUUGCUACAGGUGCUGCCCAGGAAAGGUUUGAGGGGGUCAAGAGACUUUAUUUGCUUGAUUUUGUAACUUCAUUUUCCUUUACUGUUCUUUAUUGUCACACAUAAAAAAAUAAAUAAAAAAACUAAACUACUAAACAUACCUUUAAAAGAUGUGGUGUGAUGGGCUGGGUAUCAUUUCAUGUACCUUGUGUUUGAUGCAUGUAGGCAAGACACAGAUGAAGGUUACAACCCAUGUCCAAGGUGUUAUGCGAACAGCCGUGUAAAACUGUCUUCUCUCUUGAGCAAUAGUGCAGCAUUAGCAUCAGCUAUGUGAAUUUUUACUUUUUGCUUAUACAGCCACACUGAAUGGGCACCCUCUGUACUAACUUUUUUUUGUUUUGUUUUUUUAAUGCUGCUGGUGGUGUUUGGUGACGGUUGAGUAGUAGGGAGUAGUUGACCUUGGGAACCAGAAAGAAAACCAGAAAAAACAUCUAACCAAUCUAAGUACUGUCUGUGCUACUAAAUAUAAAUAUAUACUUAUUAUUAUUAGAAUGUGUGCCAUUAUUUCACCGUUAAAAGUGCACAGAGGAGAGAGAUGUACAACAAAAGUCUGAGAUCAGAACUUAACCUUGGAGUUUAAAGUUAUGCAUCAACAUAUUGAAAAUAAUUAAGGAAACUGUCCUUUUGACUCAAAAUGAAUGAAGUCAUGCCAUCUGCUGGCCAUUGUAUAUACUACACAUGCUUCAUAACUUUGUAAUGCUAGAUUAUGCCAUUGGGCUUUCCCUCAUUUUUCAUGCAGAAUGUGACUUAAUGUAAAAGACAUGGAUGAGUGAAUGGAAAUGAAAAAUAAAUGUAUUUGCUAACACUUCA